AUGUUCUGGCUCCCCACCACCUCUCGGAACGGCACAUCCCCUGCCUCCUCCUCCUCCUCCUUCAUCACGGACCUGUAAACACUAGCAGGGGGAGCAGGGAUCGAGCUGGUGCGACAAAUAUUGAAUCUCUCGAGAACUCUUGACGCAACGCUCUUGAGACAUCUCAAUUUUUUUGCCAGCCUCGCGGUCGCGACUAAAUGCGCAACCAUGAAAGAACUUGACCUCGCCAAAAUUCUUCGUGUGAAAAGAGUCACCUAGCGCUUGCACAACUAUCUUGGCAAGGCUCUCAAUUCCUUCAUACAGAAAGUCAUCCACAUGAAUCGCAAUCAUUCCCAUCACCUCGUUUCUCAUCAUGAAACGCGGAACACAGGGGUCAGAUAGAGAUUGUUCGACACUAAUCCUCUUCAGGUCCGACACUAAUCUCUUGAGAAAUGUUCUACAUGCCUGCCUCAGUCCCUCCAAACUCUUGUCUAAACGGACGACCUUUCCUGACAACGACUCGCAGCCAGGAGGCAACGUCAUGAACACCUCAUGAUCCAAUUCCGACUGAACAAACGCUUGCUCAAUGUCAAAGUGGAGAAAUUCCAAAUCAUACUUGCACGCCAAUGCUAUCAACAAACGAAUCGAUGCAGCAUUUGCAGUAGGCGAGAAAGUCUCAAGAUAAUCCACGCCAUACUUCUGCUUGAAGCCCUUCGCUACAAGCCUAGCCUUGGCUUUCACCAUGUUGCCUGUUUUGUCUGCUCUCCAUUUACAGACCCAUCUAGCAUCUAUCACGUUACAGCCUAUCGGGGCCUUUACUGCUAACGCGAACAUUCCUGCUCUUAACAAGCCUUCAAACCCUGCAGACAUGGCUUUGUCCCAAAUCACGGUAUGCAUUGACUGGCGGGCUUCUCGGUAGCUACCAGGCUCUGUCUCUACAUCCUAAAUGAGCUCUCUCGGCAGUUCCAUAGUAUCAGACGCUCUCUGCUCCACUAAGAGUGCUUCUUCAAUUUCAGAUGCGGAGAUAUGUCCUAGAGUGGCCAUGAGACCGGAUACGCUCUGCUGAUUUUCGGCCCGAGUUUGCGCACGGGUUCUGCCUUAUCUGCCUUCAACAUUCUCAUUCGCAGCAGUGUUGUAACUAGCAAGUUCAUGCCGCGCACGACGAUUAGAUGGUAUGUGCGUAGCAGGGGGAAAUGACUCCGAUUCUACCUCCUGCCCUCCCGGCUCAACCAACUCUUCAUCCAACCCUUCCUGACUCUCCGGCUCUACCUCCUGCCCUCCCGGACGCGCCGAUUCUGCCUCCCCUGUCUCCGGCCCUUCCUGCUCUCCCUCAUCGGUGAACUCGACUGCUGGAGAAGACUAGGGGAAAUAAUCGCGGGCGAAGAUGGCACAGAGGGGGUUGACCUAC
Molecule: messenger RNA, 1387 nt
Organism: Ectocarpus sp. CCAP 1310/34
Lineage: Eukaryota; Phaeophyceae; Ectocarpales; Ectocarpaceae
Source: the annotation of a GenBank genome assembly